Dermochelys coriacea (leatherback sea turtle) is the source of this 4028-nucleotide messenger RNA. RefSeq names its product RAB11B, member RAS oncogene family (gene RAB11B). Lineage: Eukaryota; Metazoa; Chordata; Testudines; Dermochelyidae. Gene Ontology annotation, biological process: regulated exocytosis; constitutive secretory pathway. The record is from RefSeq and is a predicted model, not a curated record. The transcript is spliced from 5 exons. The coding region runs from base 156 to 812 and encodes 218 amino acids. Gene Ontology annotation, molecular function: GTP binding; GTPase activity. Gene Ontology annotation, cellular component: recycling endosome.
ACACAGUCUCCCAUUGGGUGGUGUCCGCGGAGCUCGCGCUCCGGCGGCCUCGGCAGCCGCUGAUAGGCGGCAGCGGGAGCGCUUCUCCCCACCCGCAGCGCACCGCGUCGGUGCCUGGCAGCUAGAGGAUCGGCCCCGCCGCCGCCGCCAUCGCCAUGGGCACCCGGGACGACGAGUACGACUAUCUCUUCAAAGUUGUGUUGAUUGGAGACUCUGGGGUAGGGAAGAGUAAUCUUCUGUCACGCUUCACUCGCAAUGAGUUCAAUCUUGAGAGUAAGAGCACCAUUGGGGUGGAAUUUGCCACCAGGAGCAUCCAAGUGGAUGGGAAGACGAUAAAAGCCCAGAUCUGGGACACUGCAGGGCAGGAACGAUAUCGUGCCAUAACCUCGGCGUAUUACCGUGGUGCCGUUGGGGCCCUCCUUGUCUAUGACAUUGCCAAACAUCUCACCUACGAGAAUGUCGAGCGUUGGUUAAAGGAGCUUCGGGAUCAUGCAGACAACAACAUUGUCAUCAUGCUGGUGGGAAAUAAAAGUGACCUGCGCCAUCUGAGAGCCGUGCCCACCGAUGAGGCCCGGGCUUUUGCAGAAAAAAAUAACUUGUCUUUUAUUGAAACUUCUGCCUUGGAUUCCACAAAUGUAGAAGAAGCCUUCAAGAACAUCCUCACAGAAAUCUACCGCAUCGUCUCACAGAAGCAGAUUGCAGAUCGAUCUGCACACGAUGAGUCUCCUGGCAACAAUGUAGUUGAUAUCAGUGUCCCGCCAACCACCGAUGGACAGAAAUCCAACAAACUCCAGUGCUGUCAGAACCUGUGACCUGUAGAUGCUGUCUGUGCCCCUCACAUCUGUGCUUCAGUUAGAAACUUGUGUGGGCUUCUUUCAAAUAUUCUUGUGAUUCAAUGACUCCCUGUGUUCCUCUUCUCCACACCCCUCCCCAAACCCCGUCUUUCAUCUUAGAGCUUUAAUUGUAGGGCUAACAUUCCCCUGCCUCUGAAAUUCCCUUUUGAAUGUGAUGACUUUUGGGCUUGAAAUGUAGGCACUGAUCUGGUAGACAUAUUUGUUGUGGAACAUCUGCUGCUGGAUGUUAUCCCAUGAAGCACUCUUCUCAAAUGUAUAUUUUUAUUUUUGUGUGGGAGAGGAGGCAUGGGGACUUGGUUAGAAUGGCUGAAGAAAUAACUACAUUUAGGUUUUCAUUUUAUCUCCUAGUCAGACUUUUUCAUAGCCCCAUAUGUUUCUGUAAACAUGGGGGAGAAAUUAAAAGAAAAUAUCUAUUCUACCAAACAUUCUGUUUCUGUCCAGAUGAAGAAUCUCAGUGAGGUUUUUAGGGGCUGCACACACAAGUGGUGUUGAAAAUAACCUUACUUAUUAUGUAAUUCCCCUGAAUGCAGAGUUAGUCUGGCUGUGCAGUUUACUAUUUCCUGCCUGGGAAAUCUUCUCUUCUCUUAAUUUGUUUUAUCUGGGAUCAAUGAAGUAUGUCUGCAUUGCAUUAUUUGCCAUGAUGGAUGCCUGUUCGGCUCUGUGCAGGCAGUAUGGAGUGGCUUAAUAUUUAUUCUUGGCUUUGUUAAUUAACAUUAAUGUACAGUAAGGGCCAGCAUAUUAAUUUUAAGAUCUUUUUGCAAGCUAUAGAACUAGGUUCAUUUUAUACUGUAGAUCAGUGUCUGGAGGAGAAAUCCUCUCUAGUCCCAGAAUUUUUUUGCAUGCUGCUUUCUCACUAGGUCCAUCCUUAAAUCCAUUUGAGUGAGAGUAAAGCAAUAUUUUCAUGUCAUGUAUAUACCUGCACUUGUAAGGUUUUUUGGUUGUUGUAGAGAAACACAAUACUUUAUACAUUUUUGUAAAACUUAUGUAGAACUGUAGCAUCUUGGAUUUUCUUUCCAUUAUCUUUCACUGUUGACCUUGUGCUUAAUUUUUUUUCUUGACCUCUACUAAACUGUAUAAAAUUCCACAUAAUUAAUACACACAGUCCUGCUACUUCACUCUUAGCCUGUUUUCUGAAUUGCAGGUUGUAACUUCCAAAUGACUGUAACUCACAUCAUAUGACUGAUUAUCCGUCAUCAGCAGGGCUAACAACUCUAAAAUUUGUUGAAUGGGAAUAAUUUUAUCACAAACUUGUUAGUGGCUUGCAAGCUUGUGAAAAUCCUUGGUGGGGAAGUGUUCAGCAUCACCACUCUGGUACUGUUGCAUCUUCGCAGUAACCAGUGUUGUGUUGAAAGAGAAUCCCAGGUGAAAUGAUCAAAAUGAGGCGUUGGGAGCACCAGCUGUUCUUGGGAGGCUAGCUAAAGCAACUUGCUUCCAAAUUCGAGUCCAUGCCUCACUUGACAAAUCCUUCCUUGCAUGUCAGUGAGUUGUUGGGUUUUUUAUGUUACGAAGUGAAUCUAAAACUGUACAUUGUGUGCUUGGGGUGGGGGGGAGUUGACAUUCCAGUCUCAACUGUUUUGUAUCUGGUUAUGUAAUAAAAUUAAGGGCAGUUAACUCUGAUGGCUUUUCUUUAUAAGAUGUCCAACCAAAUACAUUGAAUUUUACAAAUAGAAGGCCAGAGUUUUAAGCUAAGCAGUCACGUGGUCUCAGUACUUUAUAGUUUAACAUCAGUUUUUUAAACUUAACCUGUUUUCUAGUACAUUCACCGCAGUCAUUGGCCAGGGUUUAUUUCAGGCUGUGGGAUUAUGCUCUAGAUGAACGAUCCCCAUCUCAUGGUGAAGGUAUUUAUCCCUCCUGGGCAUUGAUGGUGCUGUCCCAGCAAACUCCCAGUGCUGGAAGCACUCUCAGCACAUGACACUAGCACUAAUAACAUUCUGAGAACAGGACUCCUAGCAAGCCUGGACCCUUCUGGUGUGUCGGAGCCAUUGUGUGACUUGCAGUUAGUAUUUGGAGGCUGGUAGGGGAAGCGCAUCAUACAUAAUGUAUUUAAAUAUUCUCACAAAGGUUUGAAAAUAUUCCAGGCAGCCGCUCUUGGAGCUGGAUUUUUUUUUUAAAAAAAACAAUAGCUCUAUAAACAGAACACUUUAUAUAAAGGAGUAGGGAGCAGUCCCUGAGUACUUUCAAUGGCAUGAGGAAGAAUUGUGCUGUUAAGAGGCCUUAGUUCAGGGUAAUUUUACUAAUACUGUGAUUACUCUGCAAAGCCUGUGUUUCUAAAGAUGAACUUUACCUUCCUCUCCUCUUGUUAGCUGGUGAGGGUUUUUCUGGCUAGUUUGAGAAGAGUUGAGAGAAGAGUUGAGAGAAGCAGUAAGUGUCAUAAUUGGUUAAAUUCCUAGGCUCUGGAAUAGAAACACUUUUACUCCUGGGAUUUGUGCAGAGCUCUAGGAUUUGGCUCAAAGCCCUAAUAAACAAUCCUUGUCCAGGGCUCAAGUACAACCGACUGUCUUGCUUACUGAAGAGAUCCUGUGCUACUUCCACCUGCCCUAAGAGGUCCUGGCAUAAUGAGCUGCUUAGUUGUGCUCUCCCCCGGCAAUAAAGUGGGACUACACUGCCCACGUCACAGCACUGCCGUGGCUACGCUGUCACAUGGGCAGUGUAAACCUACCCUUAAUUUUCUGGCUGCACUCUAGCCCAUACUUGAAGUUGUUUCUGUCUGCAGUGGUUGGUUGCUUCGUUAGACUAGGUCUGGACUGUUUCCCACAGCCUGUUCUACAAUUGUUUGCAAAGUCAGCAGAGCACAAAACUCUUCCCCCUCCUGUGAGGAUGAGAUGAUUUUGCCUAAGGUAUGCCAGAGGCCAUUAGCACUAGAGAAAGGGCACUUACUGUAGUCUUAAAUCUUAUUAGCUCUUAAAUGUCUUCCCAUGCACAGAUAGGAAACCUUAAUGGGGUUACCUUGUAAUCUAAAGACCUUGAUUCUUCCCACAUGCCAAUCCCAUACGCUUCUGAAAUGUAGAGUGAUUAGAAAGCAUUACAGGUGCCUGCUGUUGGAGUCCAUGCAGAGGGGAGCUGGACAAAGGAAUUCAAAGGAAGCUUUCUGAUAGUCAGACCUGGAGUAGCUAGAACAAACCUUCAAAUAAGCUGUGCAGUAGUGCAGACUAUUACUACACUUUCUUGACAUGA